This is a messenger RNA of Capsicum annuum, 1871 nucleotides long. RefSeq names its product vicilin-like seed storage protein At2g28490. The coding region runs from base 273 to 1715 and encodes 480 amino acids. The record is from RefSeq and is a predicted model, not a curated record. The transcript is spliced from 5 exons. Lineage: Eukaryota; Viridiplantae; Streptophyta; Magnoliopsida; Solanales; Solanaceae.
UAGAUUAGGCCUUUGAAGUGGUCAUCAAAUUGCAGUUUCAUAACAUUUGGUUUCUGUAUACAAACCUUGACAAAUGAUUUUUCUUUAUUUCAAACUAAUUUCUUUUUUCAGGAUCUCAACAUUCAUAAUACACCAAAGAAAGCCUAAAAUUCUUGCAUGAUUGACAACAGCUCCCUUCAAAUCUCACAAUUCCCUCUAUAUAAAUGGCUAGAAUCUGCACGUAAGUCAUAAGUAAAACCAAACUGAUCAUUAAAGAAAACUACAAGUUGAAGAUGGGAGAUACAAGGACAUUGUUGCUUCUAGUGCUGGUACUUUUCUACGCACUAGUGUCCUCUGUUGGUGCCUAUGAAGAGGAAGAAAGCGAACAAAGGACUCAAGGAGAAAAAUGGUUCUUGUUGCGUCAGUUACAUGAUGUUGUGAGAACUGAUGCUGGAUCGAUGAGAUUGGUGAAGGGUGGAUAUCGAAGGGGUUCAUCUCUACAUAGUCCAAUGCAUAUUGGUUUCAUCUCCAUGGAACCUAAUAGCCUCUUCAUCCCUCAAUACCUUGAUUCGGAUCUUGUCCUCUUUGUUCAGCAUGGGCAAGCAAGAAUUGGCCAUAUCUAUAGGGAUAAAUUAGCAGAAAGGCAUUUGAAGCAUGGAGAUGUGUACACAAUUCCUGCUGGAUCAGCUUUCUACUUGGAGAAUAGAGCAGAAAACGAGAGGCUUCGCAUUAUUUGCAGCAUUGAUAUUACCUCAGAAUCCAUGGGGUGGCAUGCUUUCCAGUCGUUCUUCAUUGGCGGUGGAGUUCAUCCUGCAUCCGUUCUUGCUGGAUUCGAUCAUAACACAUUAUCAACUGCUCUGAACGUCUCAACAGAAGAAUUAAACUCGCUUUUGACCAGGCAAACUUCGGGUCCAAUCGUACAUCUAUCUGGUUCUCAUCACACAAAUAUGUGGUCCAAAUUCUUGGCCCAAGAACCGCACCAGAAACUAGCUCACUUGAAGAGGAUUGUGAAUUUUGGGGGAGAAUCUAGCCCCAAAGAGGAGGAAACAACAUGGUCAUUGAGGAAAUUUUUGUUUAAUUUAUUAAACAGAGAAGAUGUUGUCAAGGGUGUGAAUCAUAAAGCUCCAUCAACAUACAAUCUCUACCACAAGAAGCACAAUUUCAAGAACGACUAUGGAUGGAGCAAGAAUGUAGACGAGUGUGACUACUCUCCUCUAAAACAAUCCGGCAAUAGCGUUUACCUUGUCCAUCUAUCUCCGGGAUCUAUGAUGGCACCUCAUGUUAAUCCAACGGCAAUAGAGUAUGGAGUAGUGUUGAAAGGAACCGGCAGGAUCCAAAUUGUAUAUCCCAAUGGUACUUUAGCCGUGAAUGCAAGAGUACGACAAGGGGACGUGUUUUGGGUGCCAAGGUACUUCCCCUUCUGCCAAAUUGCUUCGACAAAUGGCCCAUUUGAGUUCUUCGGCAUCACAACAUCAGCAAGGAAGAACCAUCCACAGUUCUUGGUGGGUAGGAACUCGUUGAUGCACAGCUUGAGAGGGCCAGAACUUGCGGCUGCAUAUGGAAUUGGUGAGAGAAGGCUUAAGAGGAUUGCCAAUGCUCAACGUGAACAAAUCAUCUUGCCUUCAUCAUCGUCGGAUUCUCCACAUGACAAGGCAUCAGAGCCAGAGAAGAAGAUGGCCAAUUUUAAGAAGAUUAUUGGGAACUUGGGUAGUGACAUGAUCAUGGGUUUUGAGUAGUCUAGUAAGAGUUUUGGCAUGAAUGGUACAUGCCAAUCUAGGAUCUACUUUUUUUUAGUUUCUUUUCUUGCUUGCGGUUGGAUUUUGUUUCCUUGCUUGUCUUGUAGACAUGCCAUUUUGAGUACCGAAUAAAACGUCUUUUCUUUUUUCGCGUUC